Gymnodraco acuticeps is the source of this 933-nucleotide messenger RNA. RefSeq lists its product as uncharacterized. The record is from RefSeq and is a predicted model, not a curated record. NCBI's taxonomy places the organism in Eukaryota, Metazoa, Chordata, Actinopteri, Perciformes, Bathydraconidae. Gene Ontology annotation, molecular function: cell adhesion molecule binding. Gene Ontology annotation, cellular component: cell-cell junction. The coding region runs from base 9 to 623 and encodes 204 amino acids. The transcript is spliced from 5 exons. Gene Ontology annotation, biological process: cell-cell adhesion.
UGGACAUCAUGUUCAACCGAGCAGCUCUGCUCUCCAUUCAACUGUAUUUUAUGGGCCAAGUCUUCGCAGAGAUUGCUCGAGAGGAUCACAGGAGUAUAGAGGUGUCCAGGGGAGACUCCGUCAUCCUCACUUGCAACAUUUCCACAACAAAUGCAACGCAAAUCAACUGGAGCAAAGACAGUUUUCUUUUUGCAUAUUCAUUCGCAGAUAAUCAGACUUUUUCAAAUUUCACCUCUCACACACUGAUAGACAUAACCUUACCCUCAAAGCUGAAUAUAUAUAAUGUUCAGCGUGACGAUGCAGGACUCUAUAAAUGUAAUGUAACUUACCCAAGAGGUCCAGAAACUAUUGUGUGGAAUUUAACGGUGUCCUGGGAACCUGAAGGAGUCGAUCCAUCAUGGUCUUAUCUAUACACACUCUCAGCUGUAAUUGGAUUGCUUCUAUGUGUUUUCACCUCAGCUGUCUGCCUCUACAGAAAACACAGAGCCAGGACGCCAAACCAGAUUUCAGUCGAGGGGCAGAUGGAUAUUCAGUUGGAAGAAGAGGGUGUCACAGGCAGUAGGACAAAUAUAAAUCGCAGGAGUCAGUACAUGGAGAGGGUCAAUUACAUCUAUGAUCUCUAAUGAGCUGAAGCCAUUUUAAAUGAAGAGACACGGACAAACCAGGAGCUGUAAUGGAAGCCAAUCAGAAGGAGGGGCGACUGGUCACUGAUGCCUUUGGCUUAUCUAACAUUUCAUUACAACCAGUGCUGUCACUUUAAGGACAUGUUUUAAAUGUUUAUUUUAUAUUUAUGGUAUUCUUUGUAUUUUUUACAUCUUCUUAUAAAUAUGGUUUAUUAUUGAUGUUUUUGUUGAUUGUUUGUCCUCAUCUGUCCUGAACUCUGAGCCAAUCAAAGCUGCUGAUGAUGUUGGCCAAUAAAGUUACUCAACAGUU